This is a messenger RNA of Trichomycterus rosablanca, 2385 nucleotides long. RefSeq names its product soluble guanylate cyclase 88E-like. NCBI's taxonomy places the organism in Eukaryota, Metazoa, Chordata, Actinopteri, Siluriformes, Trichomycteridae. The transcript is spliced from 16 exons. Gene Ontology annotation, molecular function: heme binding; guanylate cyclase activity. Gene Ontology annotation, cellular component: guanylate cyclase complex, soluble. The record is from RefSeq and is a predicted model, not a curated record. Gene Ontology annotation, biological process: response to oxygen levels; cGMP biosynthetic process; nitric oxide-cGMP-mediated signaling. Bases 1 to 2385 code for a protein of 794 amino acids.
AUGUACGGCUUGUAUCUGGAAGCUGUGAAUGACUACAUUAAUGAGUCCUAUGGGGAGGACGUGUGGCGGCUGAUCGAAGCUCGGGCAGAAAUCCCUCAUCUCAAGUUUGUACGCCACCAGAUGUACAAUGACAAUCUGAUUCUUCGUCUGGCAAAGGCAGCUGGAGAGGUUCUGGGGAAGACUCAUGAUGAACUGAUGUAUGCCUUCGGAGUCUAUAUGGUCAAACGAAUAGGAAACUAUGGUUAUGAGAGGAUUCUCAAGGUGCUGGGCCGUAAUGUGCGAGACUUCAUUAACGAACUGGAUAACCUUCAUGAGUACUUUCGCUUCUCAUUCCCUAAAGUUCAACCACCAAGUUUCUGUGUGGAAGAAGAAUGUGAAACCAGCCUGACACUUCACUAUCGCUCCACCCGGAAGGGUUUUACUCAGUUUGUAAAAGGCCAGCUCUCUCAAGUGGGUCGACAGUUUUACAACACAGACAUUGAGGUGGAGAUUUUGUCAAAAGAGGAAACAGAGAAAAUGACAUACGUGGUCUACAAAAUGAAUUUUGACAACGCUGCCUUUAAGCACCGCAUGCCCCAGCAGAAAACAGCACCCGGUUAUGAAAAGCUCCCUAUGAAAAGGGGAAUCUUCUUUGACAUGUUUCCCUUUAGCGUGAUCUUCCGCAGGGACAUGACCAUGUACCGCAUCGGUGACGGCCUGAAGGAGGUCUUCUCAGAUCUGCAGGGAAAAAAGGUCAAUGAGGAGUUCACGCUGGUGCGGCCCAUGCUGGAGUUCAGCUGGGAUAAUAUCUACACCCACCUGAACAAUGUGUUUGAGCUUCUGUCAAAAGCGGUUGUAGAGAGCAAGCAAAAGGUUAACAUCCCCAAACUCAGCAAAGAGGAACCAGAGGAGAAAGAGGAGAGUGAGAAGCCAAAAAAGGAAGAAAGAGACCUAAAGGCAGUGGACGAGAUGAAAGGACCGGACCAGGAGUACAACAGCGCUCUGAACCAGUACAACAGUUCAACCAACUUCGGAGGAGAAGACAUAGAACUGCUCGCUUUCCAAACAGUCACUGGUAAGUGCAGUGAAACUAUAUUUGAGGACAUGCGAGAACCUCCCAAGAAGCCUCUCCAUCUGAAGGGCCAGAUGAAAUACGUCCCCCAGUGGGAUUCCCUCAUCUUCCUUGGCACACCCAUUAUUGAGACUGUGGAGGACAUGAUUAAAAUGGGCGUUUACGUCAAUGACUUGAACCUGCAUGACUCCAGCAGAGAGCUCAUUCUGGCAGGAACUCAGCAAUCAGCCGAGCUGCAGCUGGCUCUCGACCAGGAGCAACAGAAGUACGCCCAGCUGCAGGAGAUCAUUAAAAAGCUGGACGAGGAGAAGAAGAGAGGCGACUCACUGCUGUACGCUAUGAUUCCUAAAGCUGUGGCUGACCGACUGCGCAAGGGCAGCACAGCACUGGAGACCUGUCAAGUUUUCCCUGAUGUGACCAUCCUGUUCAGCGAUGUGGUCAAGUUCAACGAGAUCUGCAUCCACAUCACACCCAUGCAGGUUGUGGACAUGCUCAACGAGAUCUACAUCGUGUUCGACACCCUGAGUGAGAAACACAACGUGUAUAAGGUUGAAACCAUCCGAGAUGCCUACAUGGUGGUGGCUGGGGUGCCUAAUAAGACCACAUUUCACGCUCAUCAUAUCUGUGACAUGGCUCUAGACAUGCUGAGCUCCAUCGAUCAUCUUAAAGAUCCCUCAACGGGUGAUAACAUUCAGAUCCGUGUCGGUAUCCACUCUGGCAUGGUGGUGGCAGGGGUGGUGGGGCUGAAGAUGCCGCGCUACUGUUUAUUCGGAGACACCGGUAUGCAAAUCCACAUUAGCCAGACCACCAAGGACCAUUUGGAGCACGAGCCAUACAACAUCGAAGAAAGGGGGAAAAUAUUUGUAAAGGGUAAAGGCUACAUGAAGACGUACUGGCUGAAAGGAAAGAAAGAUUUGUCCUUUAAGAAUCCAGCUGAGCUUCGAUACAGCAGUGAGCACAAGGACUCGGAUGAUCGGAGCUCUGCUGGUACCAAGCACUCGAACUCCAACCUAAACCACCCUAAUGAGGAGCAAGCUGAAGGAAAGCCCAUCCCGGCAGACCUGCCCCCUGACACACUCCCACCACUGGAGGGCACCAUAGACGUUUCUGCAACCACUAACGAGCCCCAAGACAAAGAGAAAGUAAAAAAGACCAAAAACAACAGAGGAGGCAAAGCCGAGAACACCUCAGAUUCGCAGGGAAGCUCGUCCCCUGCCGAAGACCAGAAGAACGAAGGUCCGGUGGGUAAUAACAAAAGGAACAGCUUCAGGAACCAGUACAUGCGGCUACCGGCCAACCUGCCCCUGCGCAGCACGGCCUGCACCCUGCUGUGA